This is a messenger RNA of Rhagoletis zephyria (snowberry fruit fly), 1444 nucleotides long. RefSeq lists its product as uncharacterized. NCBI's taxonomy places the organism in Eukaryota, Metazoa, Arthropoda, Insecta, Diptera, Tephritidae. The record is from RefSeq and is a predicted model, not a curated record.
CUUCCACAUGCGAGCAGAAUUGAAUUCAAUACUUGAACUGUGUAAAAGCAGUCUAAGCAAGCAACAGCAAAAUGCCUCUGCUGAUAAGCAUCGCAUUCGUGCCGGAAAGCAAACAAUCGUUUACUUGUCAGCUCUUCUCGUACUGCUGCUGUGGCUGUUCGUCUUUUUCGAAGCCAAAGCAAAAGCAUGAAUAUUUUUUUUGUAGCAAGACAACUUCAGAAGCACAGCAUCAGCAUAUUUUCGUUGCUUUUGCUAAUACUGCUUAAGCAUUUCAAACCCUGGUUUAGAUCUACGCAGUUAAAAGAAAAGCCUUUAUGCCUGGUGCAAGAAGUACCGACGCGAUGGAAUAGCGCUUAUAAAAUGAUAUUAUAAAAUGAUUAUUACAAAAGACGCUAUAGCUACAGUUCUUUUGAAAACACCAAAAGCGCCAGAAACGCUAACGGCUGAUGAAAUAGAAGUGUUAGAGGACCUGGUGGAAUUAUUUUCGCAAAUCGACGAAGCCACUGUAAAAGUUUCAGCAGAUAAAACAGUUACUAUAUCAUUCAUUUUACCAAUAAUUUGCGGCAUCUUCAACAAUUUACGUGAUGUUACUAAAAGUACUGCACUGCUGUUAGGAAAGCUACGUUGCUAGAUCCACGAUUCAAGAAGGAGGGAUUUAGAUCGUCUUCCAAUGCAGAAGUGUCAACCAAAUUGUUGGAAGAUGAACUAUUUAACUGCAACAACAAUGAUUAUGCCAACGACUUGUUCUAACCGUCCUUCCCUUGUGCCACCACCCUCAUCUACAACAACAACAAAAACGACAACAGCAACAAGUUCAAGUGAUAUGUUUGGAUUUUUGAAAGAAGCGGUCAAUAAAAAAGUAAUAUCUGCUAGGGUGGAUACUAUAAUAUCAAUCCGGCACUACUUCGAGGAAAGCAAUAUUCCAACAGACACCGAUCCAUUGGCGGAUAUCGGAUACAAAAUACGAUGCUUUGAAAUACUUAAGCAUUCCCGCUACUUCUACUGAAACGGAGCGUAUGUUUAGUAGAGCCGGUUGCAUCGCUUCUGAAAGAAGAUCGUCUCUGAAGCCGAAGAACUUAAAUAUGCUACUCUUUUUGAAUAAAAAUGGAUGGGUUUUCGACCACGAAUAAGACGUAGUAAGUCUAACGUACUAAAAACGAAGUACCUUAUUUUCCUCUCUAUGUAAGGAGCUAAAGAAUUCAUGGACUGUUAACGUUAAGUCAUAACUCCCACGUUAUUUUUAAGUAUUAUUUUUGCUAAGUGUGAAGUUUUUCUAUAAAUUCAAAAGUUUAUUUUGACAAUAAACCUUUUUUUUAAUAAGAAGUUAAUUUUUACUACACCUUAUAGAUUUCUUUCUUUGAAGCAGAAAAAUAAUAUACAUCUUUCCGUUUUUUCUUUAUUAAACUAUCGAUAGUAUCGAUAGUGCGUUUAAAUUUUGACUAAA